Alosa alosa (allis shad) is the source of this 2133-nucleotide messenger RNA. Its product is annotated as clarin-3. Bases 129 to 821 code for a protein of 230 amino acids. The transcript has 3 exons. NCBI's taxonomy places the organism in Eukaryota, Metazoa, Chordata, Actinopteri, Clupeiformes, Clupeidae. The record is from RefSeq and is a predicted model, not a curated record.
AGUGUGGUAUCACCCAUUAGAGUUUAAGGUCCAAGUCUAUGAAAAUACUUUUGUAUCAGUGUAGAAGCCAGUGUAGUCUAGAGGAUCAGCGUUGAUAUAUUUGAUUAUUCAAGAGAAAAGUCAAGAACAUGCCAACGUUAAAGAAGACUCUCCACUUCGCUGGUAGUGAGCUGUGCUGUGCUGGUGCUGUGGCUCUGCUGGGAUAUGGAAUGUCUGAAAACUGGUCCACCACUACUGUUAAAUGUAUCUCUAGUAACAGCACUACAUCUGUUAACACCACCGGUUCAGGAAUGGUGACCAUUGGGCUUUUUGAUGGUUCUAUUGUACUAGAUCAGUGCCCAUUUUUUGACUUUUCAAAAUCCAUUACAGUUUUUGGGGAGCUGACGGGAACACCACUCAUUCUCCAGUAUGUAGUCAUUGCCCUCCUUGCUCUCUCACUGAUUGGCUCUGCUGGAAGCAUACUCAUCGCCCUGUACAACAGUAUCAGCAACCCCUAUACGACGUACAUGGGACCUAUAGGGCUGUAUGCAUGCAGUGGUUUCAGUGUGACAACAUCUCUCCUGGGUUUUAUCAUCUAUGUGUCAAGUGUCCACCUGGAUGCUUUUGGUACGACCAUGAUUAAAAAGUAUGCUGGGCAUGCUGCAACGUUUUCCGACUUCAAAGUAGACAUGCAGGUGGGCUUCUUCCUGGUCCUCCCAUACAUUGCACUGAACCUGCUGGCCAUCCUGCUGGUGUUCCUGUAUGUCCAUGCAGCCUACACUCGGCAGAGAGAGCAACAGAAGCCCACAGAGGAUGCCCCCAAGGAGAUCAUGAUGUAUUGAAAUGCCCUGGAAUAUCAGGCAUCAUCCACACAUGUUCUUUUAAACAUAUCUAGAACUUUUUACAGCUGCCUAAUCCCUACCCUCACCCUAAACAUAUACCUAUAUGUCCAAAUGCCCUGAAUGAGGCUGGAUGAGGCUUGUGUCUUUUGUAAAUGUCUUGUAAAAACUUUGUUCUCCACAGGCAAGAAUUUGAUACUGGUCAUUUGUUUUUAUGGUUUAUAAAAUGUGACCUUGGUAGUCAAAAGUCGCACAUUCUAAUUUUGAGAUACAAGCCAAUUGCUUCAAAAAACAUUUUCAUUUUUUUAUGAAAGAAGAAGCAUUCAAAACGAAUUUCCCUAUGUUUCAUAGUCAAAAUAAGAAUGUAAAGUUACAACAUAUUACUGUAUUCUAGUGGGCAAUUCUUACGUGUACCUUCCUGUAACACGUGUACCUUCCUGUAACCAUGACAGGCAGGUACGCGUAGCCUAACCUGUAACUUCAAAUGUGAUUUUCUCAGUUUGUCAAUUGGAAAAAGAUGGUGGGAAGUCAUAAUUCAAAAUGCUGAAUCUUUACAACAAUUCAAGAUAUGAUACCAUUUAAAGCUUAUUGAGUACUCUAUCCAGAGAUACCGAAAUCUCAAUUUUGAAUUGUCGGUCACUGAGACUCAUUUUGCCAGAUCGGGUAACAAAUAUGAAGAUAUGAAGAUAGAUAGAUAGAUAGAUAGAUAGAUAGAUAGAUAGAUAGAUAGAUAGAUAGAUAGAUAGAUAGAUAGAUAGAUAGAUACUUUAUUGACCCCUGCAAUUCAAGGUCACAGUAGCAUACAGACAACACACACACACACAUUCACUAACAGUAAUCACUAAUGAAUUCUGAUCUCAUCCUACAAAACAUCAAUUUAAUGUAUGUAAGUACUAUAAAGGAUGCUGUGUCUAUUCUGAAUGACUGCAAGCACAGCUCAACUUGACCACAUAGACUUUAAUAUUCUAUACAUACACUGUAACAGUGAUUGUUACUAUUAACACAAUGGCAUAAGCCACGUAAUACUUGUGUUUAUAAAUUGAAAGCUAUGCUAAAACUAUUGGAACUAUAUUGCCAUUUUUACAGUUUGACAGGAUAAUAGCCAGUUAUGCAACAUAUUCUCGACUGUUUCUUUUUUUUAGUGAUUCCAGAUCUGUAUUAUUUAUUGUCUUUAUCAGUUUCCUUUGGAAAUGAGGUUGACUGGUAUAUUUGUGGAUUGUUUAUGAUCAAGAGAGUGGUGUUGAUCUUAGUGGACACAAAAAUAAGAUGGCUUUAUGUUUCAUUUUUCAAGCAAUUAAAGAUAAUUACUAUUUCA